This is a messenger RNA of Peromyscus californicus insignis, 7255 nucleotides long. It is a transcript of the gene Lurap1, whose product is annotated as leucine rich adaptor protein 1. Gene Ontology annotation, biological process: positive regulation of cytokine production; positive regulation of canonical NF-kappaB signal transduction. The record is from RefSeq and is a predicted model, not a curated record. The coding region runs from base 1784 to 2503 and encodes 239 amino acids. The transcript is spliced from 2 exons. Lineage: Eukaryota; Metazoa; Chordata; Mammalia; Rodentia; Cricetidae.
ACCGCUGGCUGGAAGAGGUACUUUUUCAUUGUAAAUCUUUCUGUAAUGGUAGGCUGGAAGCACUUGGAUUAAAAUCCCAUAAAGAAUAAAACAGUUUUUCAUGGCCCCUCCUUACCUGUAGAAUUAAGUCCAAACAGCUUAGAAAUACAUCCUUGUUGUUACUCAGUGUGGUCCUCAGAGCAGUAGCAUGGCCAUUGCUGUUAUUGUUUGUUUUUGCUCUUUUCUCUUAGCUCUUUGGGGGCCUGCCACUCAGCUCCAAAAUAAAUCACACACAGAGGCUUAUUCUUAAUUAUAAAUGCCUGGCAUUAGCUUGGCUUGUUUCUUGCCAGCUUUUCUUAACUAAUUAUCCCCUCUAUCUUUUGCCUCUGGGCUUUUUCCUUUUCUUCUCUAUAUCUUACUUUCACUCUUACUCCAUGGCUGGCUGUGUAGCUGGGUGGUGGGUCCCCUAAAAGAGCUAAGAGAAAAGAACAAAAAUAACAUUUUGGAGCCCAACUGGGGGGCCACAGAAAACAACACAUCCACCGUAGCUCCUUAGAAAUGCAAACUUUCAUCUGGUGGCGCUGGUGCACACUUUUAAUCACAGCAAUCUUUAAAAAGGACUUUAAUCCCUGUACUAUUGAGGUAGUGGGAGGUGGAUCUCUGUGAGUUUCAAGGUCAGCCUACUUUACAUAGCAAGUUCCAAGCUAGGUGGAUCUCUGUGAGUUUGAGGCCAGCCUGGUCUACAGAGUGAGAUCCAGGACAGGCACCAAAACUACACAGAGAAACCCUGUCUGGAAACACGCCCCCCCCCCCCAAAAAAAAAGAAAGAAAGAAAAAUGCAAACUCUCGGGGCUGGAGAUGGCACAUACUGUUCUUAGAGAGGACCUGGGUUCAGUUCCCAGAACCCGUUUUGCACAGCUCACAACUGUGAAAUCCAUCUUCCAGGGAUCUGAUGCCCUCCUGUGGCAUCUAGGCAUCUGUACUCAUGUGCACACACCCUCGACUCAUGUGAACAUGUACAUGUAAUUAAAAUCGAAAAUAAAUCUUUAAAAAGGACUUUAAUCCCUGUACUAUUGAGGUAGUGGGAGGUGGAUCUCUGAGUUUCAAGGUCAGCCUACUUUACAUAGCAAGUUCCAAGCCAGACAGAACCACACAGUGAAACCCUCUCUGUCAAAAAAAAAAAGCCCUAACUUCAUAAGGUUUUCAGAUAACCCAUACUUAGUCAGGCUUAGGAAGCACCUCUUUUGUAAGCCCAUGUAAGCUCAAGAUCAAGACUGUGUGUAUCCCUUCAAUUUUAAUGUUUUCUUCUCAUUGGCCAUGGGGACUGACCUCCUAUCACGCCUUCAAUCUGAUUUCUAGGCGCUGGGAGGUGUCUGUGAGCUGAGCAGCUAUAUUCUAGCCCACGUAACAGACACAGCUAUUAGCAGAGAGACUUCCAAACCCUCUGCAGCCGUGUUAGCUCUGACUGAGGCUGUCUACUUUUCGUUCAGCAAACAUUUAUUAGCUUCCUGUUGUGCGCUUAGCUGGCGUCAACGUAGGGAGAAAGCACUGAGCUCCCUUCGAGGUUUUCAGUUCCAACUCCAGUCGCUUGCCAUCCAGGGCUAGAAGUUGUGUGCGCAACACUCGGUAUUUUUCUCUACCCGACUGCGCGGCUUUUCUGAGCGUUACGGCGCCCUCCUCCUGCCCCCAGCGCGGCGCAGGCGGGGACCCACCGGUUUCGCUCUGUUCGCAGCAGAGAAGGGAGGACCCUAGGGAACUGGACCUCUGCGUCUGGUCGCCCAGCCUUGUUGUGGCUUGGGCCCACAUGGAGGGGAUCGCGGAGUCCCAGACGCCUGACUUGCGAGACGUGGAGGGCAAGGUGGGCAGGAAGACCCCCGAAGGGCUGCUCCGCGGGCUUCGAGGAGAGUGGGAGAUGGGGACCUCUGGGGACCUGCUGCUCCCGGGGGCGCCCAGCACCGGCCACGGCCUGGGGGACAAGAUUAUGGCGCUGAGGAUGGAGCUGGCUUACCUUCGAGCUAUUGAUGUGAAGAUCCUGCAGCAGCUGGUGACCUUGAAUGAGGGUAUUGAGGCAGUUCGUUGGCUGCUGGAGGAGCGGGGAACACUGACCAGCCAUUGUAGCAGUCUCACCAGCAGUCAGUAUAGCCUGACAGGUGGAAGCCCGGGCCGCUCAAGGCGGGGAAGUUGGGACAGCCUGCCAGAUACCAGCUCAACUGACCGGCUAGACAGUGUCUCUAUCGGCAGCUUCUUGGACACUGUUGCUCCCAGAGAGCUGGAUGAACAAGGACCCCCUGGGCCUUCCUGUCCUGAGAUUGACUGGGCAAAGGUUAUACCCAAUGAAGACAGGGCCAGGACUGAGGUGGACAUGACAUCCACCACGCUAGGGAGCUUAACAGCUACAUGGAAGCUCCCAGGAGAUGGGCUUCAAGGUGGACCACCCGAGCUAUCAGAGGACGACAAUGCCAAGCAGGGCUUUGAGGCUCAUUGGUACUGGGGACAGUGCCAGGAUGAUGUGACCUUCUUGUAAAAGCUUUUACCUUUUUGUGCUUUGUGGCUCAUUCAACUUUUGGCCCAAGCCUCCCUCAAUUUCCCCUCAACCUCCGACUAGACAGAAGCUAUACUGAAAUCACUUACCACAGAAAUCUGGCUUCUCUCUCUGGUCCCUGGGGAGCCUCUGCAUUUAUCCCUCAAUUAUUGGGUCCCUAGAGCUAUUUCCAUAGAGAUAUUGACUCUAGAGACCUAGUCUGUGGCUCCUGAUGUAAGGGUAUCUCCAUGCCCCUCCCUGGUAAGGUGAAGUUUUAUGAAAUCUAGGGCCUCUAGGACAUCACUGAAGAAGAGAUGGGGGAAUAAUCACCUCAUCCAAAGCCUGGGAGCCUGGGAUGCCUCUUACAAAAAAUGGAGAAUUGAGGAGGGACAUUCGGGGCCAAACUUCCAUGGAUUGGCCCUUCUAGAUGCCUUUGGAGUUAGGAGACCAACCUUUUCCUGCCUGCUGAGUGAUGUGAUUUCCUUUUAUGAUACACCAAGAGUGCUUUGCUUCCUCUGUACAGUCCCGGUUGGUGUGUGAUAGGUCUGUAUAGAGGGUAUUCCUCUGUACAGUCCCAGUUGGUGUGUGAUAGGUCUGUAUAGAGGGUAUUCGGGUCCCUGUUGUCUGCCAUUGCCUCUUACGAGAGGGAACACAUCGCUCUUCCUACAGAUGUCUGUCAUGCUUUUCUCAAGUUCUUACUUUUCAAACAUGAUGUUUUCAUUUUUUUCUCAAGGAUCUCACUUCUGUGGCUACAUCCCUGUUUGGUGCUGUAAUGAUACUCUUAUCGAGUGAGAAACUCAGAGGCCUUCACCUCAGCUCUCAAAUCUGCUUGGCUCACUUUACUGCAGACCCCUAUCUGGCCCUGGUCCUGGCCUGCCCCAUCCCUGUUUCCUGCUUCCAAAUCUGUCUGCCAGGAGUUCAGCUUGAGUGUCUUCUCAGUUCCCUCUUUAGGCUUCUGCAUUUUUAUGUGCCUCUCAUCCCACUGUUGUUUGGAAAUAAGAAGAGUGAGUUCUCAGAGUUCUGGGGACACUCUCAGAUGGUGGGAUGAUCUUGUCCUCUCUGACUCUGUGCUCACCCUUCCCUCAUCCUGGCCAGCCUUCCACCAUUUGGUCAUAAGAAUACCUUUCUGAAGUUGAGACACAAGGAAGUCCCUUGUCUGAGCUAGGUGUGGGAGUGUGGCAGGAAAAGACAGGUCCUGUGGUCCCUGGGUCUCAUCAGGGGGAAGAGAUGGAAAGUCCUUCAGGGCAAGCCCGUGACUCCUGACUUAAGGGAUAAUUGGGAGUGGCUGUAGGGUUGGAUCCCAAGGCCCUAGCUAAUUACACCAGAUAAGAAAUUCAGGGAAAUUGCCCUCUGGGGCUCAGGGAGGAGGCAGGCCCAGAGAAGGGGACCACAAAGGCUGUGGUUAAUAACUAAACAAAUAAGCCCUGCACUCAGAAGGCAGAGGCAGGUGGAUCUCUAUGAGUUCCAGGCCAGACAAGGCUAUAUACAUAGUGAGACCCAGUCUCAAAAAACAAUCAAAGAGCCAGCUGGUGGUGGCACACGCCUUUAAUCCCAGCACUUGGGAGGCAGACGCAGUUGGAUCUCUGUGAGUUUGAGGCUAGUCUGGUCUACAGAGCGAGUUCUAGGACAGCCAGGGCUACACAGAGAAACCCUGUCUCCAAAAACCAAAACCCAAAUUAACAAAACAAAAACAAAGAAACCUGAGUGACUUCUUGGAGAUUAACCCUUUGAGUCCCAGGUAACUGCCCUGUCUUUCCAGGGCCCUGAAAUUGGAUUACUGGAGGGGAAAGGGCGAUCUUUGUUCAGGACCCUCCUGAGUUGGAGGAGUAUUCCCCAAAACAGCCGUUUUCUGCUUUUCAGAAUUCCAUGUUGGGGAAGGGGAGGUAGCCAAGUUGAUUGUGUGUGUCUACUAUCCUGUCUCCCCAGCCCCAAUGCCUCAGUAGUUUUGCAACCACCAAAUCCUACAGCAGUUCAGCCUCUGGCUCUUCUCAAAGUGGUCGCUAUUUCUACAGUCACCUCAGUUUCCUCUCCACUAUUGCCAGACUUCCUUACCAUGCCCCAUAGCUCUGGACUCAGACCUCUCCUUAUUGUACCCCAUAGCUCUGGACUCAGAUCUCUCCUUACUGUACCCCAUAGCUUUGGACUCAGAUCUCUCCUUGCUGUACCCCACAGCUCUGGACUCAGCAGACCCUCUCCUUACCAUGUCCCAUAGCUCUGGACUCAGACCUCUCCUUACUGUGCCCCAUAGCUCCAGGACUCCUGCUUUCUUUUCCUCAGACUGGAAUUUCAGAUGCCCUGUUCCAGUCCACACUCUGAGCCAUCUGUAGUGUUCCUUGGACUCCCAGCCACUUUUCCUCUUUGAAGCUGUUGUAUUCCUUUUCUGAGUUACAUUUCAUCAGCUAUAAACACAGGGGCUGAAGAGGUUGCCUGCCCCCUUGUGGCCAUUAUGCAACAUUGCUGGAGUUGCUGGGUGAAAUCUCUAAGUUUAAAUGUAAUUCAGCCUAGCCUUUUAGAUCAGCCCUCCCCCGCACCCACCACUGCACAGAGGAUUAGGCUGAGAGAUGGCAUAGGUUUGUCCAGUUCUACCUGUUGUGAAACUGUAGCAAUGGCUAUGUUAGAGAACCUACUGCCUCUCUGCAAACCCACAGUUCCAUCUUAGUCACACUGCCCAGUCAAUACGCCAAUGCAAAGGAAUUGAAAACUAUUUUCCUCAUCUUAAGAUUUGAGACCUACCUGGGUAUGAUGGCACACACCUAGCCUGUAAUCCCAGCACUUGACAGGUGGAGUUCAAAGUCAUCUUUAGCUACAUAGCUGGCCUGGAACAUGUGAGCAAUCCUUCUGCCUCAGCUUCCUGAGUGCUGGAAUUACAAGUGUGAGCCACCACACUUGGCUUUGGGUAUCCUGUCUUAAUACCUUUAGACCCCAUUUCAUCAUCUGAGGAGUCCUAGAGCCACAGAAAAUGUAUCCCUUGUCCUUCCUACAUGCCUCUAGGCUGCCUGGGGGAGGCUCGGCUGUCCUGUGAGUGUGGACUUUUAUAGGGAGGAGCUGUUUGGGAGCUCAGAGAAGUGGGGAGAGCUGAGAGAUGCAGAGAGACAAGGAUGAUGAGAGUCUGAGCAGAGGAAGCACACUGCUCUCCGAGGGUGCUGGGGCUUUUCUCAGAACUCACUAAUGGAAAGAUGGUAGCUGGGGAAACAGGACCUGGGAGGGGAAGAUGGGUCUGGCCAGACUGAAUCCAUCUGUCCAGGUGACAUGAGACCAUGGGAGAGGUCAGGUGUUCGGUGUGUAUUUGGAGGGAGCUGGGAGUGGUGGUGGUAGUGGUGGUGAGGCUAAACCUUAGGUUGAAUGGAAGCUGAGUGGCAGUGUCAGUUAGAAAUAUUUGGGGUUACAGUGAACACAAGCUCAUUGUGGGUAUGGUGCCCGGUACAUGCUGAGUAUUCAAUUACACACAUUCAAAGAUAAUGAAUAUGUAUAAGCCCACAAGGAAAUGUAAUGUAUAAAAAGAAAAUUAACCUGGUUUGUACUUAAGCAUUUUAAAACAUUGUUUCUUAAUCCUAUAAACAACCCGUUGUUACUAACAUAUUGUUGGAUAGAUAAUUGCUAAUUUCAGAUAAGUAACAAAUAAGCUAUGGUACAGAUGAAAGCCAAUGUGACUGUAUGGCCUUUCAUGAAAUCCAUGGCUCCCCACUUCACCCCCUCAGUCACUCUUUUCACAUUCUCCUAGGAGAUCAGGCAGUGUAUUGGUUUGCUGUUGCUGAUGUAAUGGAUUACCACAAACUCUAGUGGCUUAAAAACCAGUUAGGCUGGGCAUGCUGGCACAUGCUGGAAAUCCUAGCUCUCAGGGGGCUGGGGCAGGCAGGUUGCAAGUUUGGGGCCAGCCUCAGAAAAGGAGUCAGACUUGGGUGAGAAUCCUCAGGCUUUUUAAAGCCUGUAGUCUGGUGACCAAGGUGGAGGGUUUCUGCAGGCUGGCUCCCUGACAAUUUCUCCUUUCCAGUACCACUGUGUGCUCCUUCUUCUCCAGGCAGAGGUAAUUACACUCCUAGCAGACUAACCCAGGCUCUCCCUGGGAAGUGCGGACACACACACACACACACACACACACACACACACACACACACACACACACACACACACGUACGUCUCCUUUUUAAAUGUUUUUUAUUCCUUAGUGAUUAAUUAUUGUUGAUACUAGAUCCGGUUUUUUUCUUUUUUUAGUUCCUGAUUUCUCAUCUCAGUCUUCUCUUGGGCAUAGGCAUACACUCAAAUGUGUCAAUAUAUGUUUGAAAACGUAUCUUUAAAUAUAUAUGCGUAUGUGUUUGUGCAUGUGUGUACGUGUAUGAUUCUGGGCUUUUACAUGUUUUAAUAUGUAUAUAUGUUAUACUUUGAUAGUAAACUAACUUCUAUCAUGACUUGCUCUCAUAUUUCAGUGACUUAACACAAUAUAAGACCUAUUUUUCACUAAUUCCACAGAGCACAGAUAUUCCUGGUUGGACAGCUUUCCUCCUCCCUGUUCAUGUCAGGCCCCAUACUUCUUCCAGUUUCAGAUGGUGACACCCUGAUUCCUGCACCGCAAACUUUCCCACCAACUUUUUACCAAGUUAUUUUACCAUCCACUGAAAUUCACUGGGACUAAAAAACUAUGAUUUUUCUGGCACUAUUAGUACAUUUUUAUUUAUUAGCUCUAAAUCUGUACAGAAAAACUUAAUAUGAACAUUUAGUUGCCCUGAAAUAAAGUUCAUACCAGAAUGAUAAGACAAA